Molecule: messenger RNA, 1277 nt
Organism: Amaranthus tricolor (Joseph's coat)
Lineage: Eukaryota; Viridiplantae; Streptophyta; Magnoliopsida; Caryophyllales; Amaranthaceae
Product: protein TIFY 10a-like
Exons: 5
Coding region: 244-1014 (256 amino acids)
Biological process (GO): regulation of jasmonic acid mediated signaling pathway; response to wounding; regulation of defense response
Cellular component (GO): nucleus
Source: RefSeq, a predicted model, not a curated record
UUUUUUUUAAAAAAAUUAAAAUUCAAUUUCAAUCAACUACCAUUAAUUUGUAUAAAGUCGCAUGCCUUCCUUUCUUUUCCUCUCCACUUCCUUUCUCUCUCCUCUUCCUCCAUUUCUAUUCCUCGUGGCUAAAUCUAAGCAACCCAAGAAUCUUCUUCUUCUUCUUCUUUAUCAUCUUCUGUAUUAUCGAUUUCUUCCUUUCUUUUUGUUCUUCGUUUUGAUUGAUUCUGUCACCUGAAACCUAUGUCAACUUCAUCUGCUAUUGGUGAUUUUAGCAGAUUUCCAAGCCAUAACCAAAAAAUGAGUUUCUCACAAACUUGUAAUCUUCUAAGUCAGUAUGUUAAGGAUAAACGUGCUCUUGGAAUUUCUGGAAAUAUUGAUUCUCGAGGACCUGCUACUAUGAAUUUAUUUCCGGUCACUGGGAAACAAGUAGCCUCUGAAGAUCCUAAUGCAUGUGUUGGGAAAACUAUUAAUCUGUUUCCUCAACUCUCUGGCUUCAAUUCUGGUGUGAACAAGCGUGCUAGCCCUGAACCUCCAACUCCCCAAAUGACGAUCUUCUAUGGUGGAAAAGUCUUGGUUUUUAAUGACUUGCCUGCCGACAAGGCAAAGGAAGUCAUGGAUCUCGCUAUCAGCUUUGAAGCUAGCCUCAAGAAACGAAAAGUUGAAACCACCAUUUCAACUCCCUCCAGCCCUGGUGCUGUCCCUGUGUCGGGCCAAAAUGCCAAUCCAACCUUGAUUUCGAACCAUAACUCAAAGCAGAACUUGACUACUGCCCCUAAAUUUGUGAACCACGUUGUUUCACCUGCUGUGCCUAAUGUGUCUGAGCUGCCUAUUGCGAGGAAGGCUUCUCUUCAUCGUUUUCUCGAGAAGAGAAAAGAUAGGCUUGUGGGCAAACUCCCGUGUGAUGGUGCGAAUGAAGGGUCACCGAAGCCUGCCGAGGGCAAGGCAGCAUCAGCAUGGCUUGGACUGAAUUCUCUUCAAGGCUUCCAGAUGCAGAAACAGCAGCAACCCUAGUCCUAGUGUUAGGCUUGUGUUAUUUAUGUAUACUUAAUUAUAGGAAUUUAUAUAUAUAAAGAAUUACUUUUAUAAUCUAUAUAGCGAAUGAGAUUAUUAGUUGUAGUGUUUACGUUGGAGGGGUUUUGGUUAUUUGAAGCCUCUUUUUUAAGUUAGAGCUGACAUUUUUUGUGAACCUUCCUAGCUUAUGUAAUUAUUUUAAGCUUUUUUAAAUUCAUUUCUCAGUUGAAAUGAAAAAUAUUAAGUAUAUGAUUUAUAUUUUA